Messenger RNA from Diospyros lotus (date-plum), 1185 nucleotides. RefSeq names its product protein transport protein SFT2-like. Lineage: Eukaryota; Viridiplantae; Streptophyta; Magnoliopsida; Ericales; Ebenaceae. The transcript has 4 exons. Gene Ontology annotation, cellular component: membrane. The record is from RefSeq and is a predicted model, not a curated record. The coding region runs from base 141 to 818 and encodes 225 amino acids. Gene Ontology annotation, biological process: vesicle-mediated transport.
AUGCCAAGCGUUUACCGGCAAAUACCCGCAUCAGAUCUGCAACUCUCUCUCUCUCUCUCUCUCAGUCCAAUUGGCACUCUCACUCGCCAUUUCACUCUGCCUUUCCUCUCCAAAUCGUUAGCUUGCUUCGAGUUUCGGAUAUGCAGAAGACGGCGCAGGCCUGGUUCGCAGGCGGACCGAGCACGAGCGGUGAUCCGGAUAAAACUUCGUCGUCUUUGCUCGCCGACUGGAACGCCUACGCGGCCUCCCAGGACGCCGAGGGCUCCGACCUAGGGUUCGAUCUCGAGGCCGCAGUCCGAACAGCCAACGAUAAAGUCUCCGGCACUUUCAACGUUGUUUCAAAAGGAGUGAGAGAACUGCCAGGAAGUUUUCAGUCUGCCACCAGCAAUAUCCCUUCUGGGAAGUCACUGAUGUACUUUGGUUUACUUGUUGCUGCUGGAGUGUUCUUUAUUUUCAUUGCUUUCACCAUGUUCCUUCCUGUCAUGGUGAUAAUGCCUCAAAAAUUUGCUUUAUGCUUUACCAUUGGCUGCACCCUGAUUAUUGGAUCGUUCUUUGCCCUCAAAGGUCCUAAGUAUCAACUUUUACACAUGUCUUCAAAAGAGAGGCUUCCUUUUACAUUGGGUUUCAUUGGUAGCAUGGUGGGAACGGUGUAUGUUUCCAUGUUCCUUCACAGUUAUAUGCUCUCUGUGCUCUUCUCUGUGCUACAGGUCCUUGCACUGUCAUAUUACGUGAUUUCCUACUUUCCUGGAGGAUCUGCUGGUUUGAAGUUUCUUUCUUCGUCCCUGACAUCUUCAAUCCUAAGAUGUUUUGGGAGGUGACAUCGAUGUCUGGCUUGUCAAUAGGCCCUUCGCCAUUUUUGUGUUUUUUGUUCCUUUCUUUGGUUAAAAUGCAUUUUCUUGUUAAGCAUACAAUGGGUAAUGUGCAUCCAGAGUUCUUUCUCUCUAGAUCUAAGUUUCUUGCAAGUGCUUUAGAUGUGUGCUCAUACCUUAGUUUGGAGGUGAAGAAAACAUGGCUAUCAUGUUGCCAAAGGUGGCUCCUCGUAAAAAGCUUCCACUAAAUCAAUUUCCAGAAUAGAGCCGUGCUUUGGAAGCAGAACUGUCUUCACCGGAAAAAAAAAAAAAAAAAAAAAACCUUUGCCAAACAAGAGAGCAUAAUAUAGGAGGUUUCUGCUAGGCACAGUUCUUA